Thalassophryne amazonica is the source of this 1458-nucleotide messenger RNA. Its product is annotated as protein NLRC3-like. The record is from RefSeq and is a predicted model, not a curated record. Lineage: Eukaryota; Metazoa; Chordata; Actinopteri; Batrachoidiformes; Batrachoididae. The coding region runs from base 1 to 1458 and encodes 485 amino acids. The transcript has a single exon.
AUGUUUCAGCAUGUGGCUGAAGGAAUCACAAAUUCCGGGCAACAGAUACUUGUGAAUAAGAUCUAUACCGAACUAUAUAUCACAGAAGAAGGGUCUGAAGAGGUUAACGCGAGCUACAGCAUCAGACAGAUUGAAAAAUCAUUAAGAAAAAAUGAGCAUGCAAUCAAAAUGGACGAUUUCUUUCAACCCAUACCUGGCCAAGAUGAGUCAAAAAGAACAGUGAUGACAAAGGGAGUAGCUGGAAUUGGGAAAACAGUCCUGAUGCAGAAGUUUGUUCUGGACUGGGCUGAUGACAGAGUCAACCAGAACAUACAGUUACUGUUUCCUUUCACUUUUUUAGAGCUGAAUUUGCUUAAAGAGGAAAAGUACAGCUUGGUGGAACUUAUUCAUCACUUCUUUCUUGAUACCAAAAAGUCAGGAUUGUGUCAUUUUGAUAACUUGCAAAUUGUGUUCAUCUUUGAUGGCUUGGAUGAGUGUGAGCUUCUUCUUGACUUCUAUGACAAUGAAAUCCUGAAUGAUAUUACUGAGCUAGCUCUAGUGGAUGUGCUCCUAACAAAUCUCAUCAUGGGGAACCUGCUGGCCUCCGCUGGCCUCUGGAUCACCACAACACCUGAAGCAGCGAGCCGGAUACCUCCAGAGUAUGUUCACGUGGUGAUGGAGAUUAAAGGGUUCACCGAUCCAAAGAAGGAGGAGUAUAUCUGGAAGAUUUUCAGAAACAAAGAGCUGUCCAACAGAAUCAUCUCCCAAAUCAAGACAUCGAGGAGUCUCAACAUCAUGUGCCACAUCCCGCUCAUCUGCUGGAUCACGGCUAAUGUUCUGGAAGAUCAGUUAAACGAGAGAGGAAACCUUCCUAAAACUAUGACUGAACUGUAUAUGUGUUUUCUACAACUUCAGUCCAAACUUGCCACUAUCAAAUAUAAUCAAUUAAUGCAGAGAGAACCACACUGGAAUACUGAGAGCAGGAGGAUAAUUCUAUCCUUGAGAAAACUGGCAUUUGAGCAGCUACAGAAAGGCACCGUAAUGUUCCAUGAAUCAGAUCUAAGAAAGAGUGGCAUCAGUACCACAGCAGCUUUACUGUACCCCGGGGUGUUCACCCAUAUCUUCAGAGAGGACUGCCAGCUGUACAAGGACAAGAUGUUUGGCUUUGUACACUUGAGCUUUCAGGAAUUCCUGGCUGCUCUUUAUGUUGUAGUGUUAUUCUUCGACUUUGGUGUCAACCUCCUGUCUGAUACACCAACAACCUCCCAGAAAUCAGUGGAAUUGACGCUGAAACACCUCUGUGAAAGCGCAGUGGACAAGGCUUUGGACAGUCCAAAUGGACACCUGAACUUGUUUCUUCGCUUUCUUGUUGGCCUUUCACAAAAGACGAGUGAAACGCUCCUGCAAGAGCCCUUGGAAAGGACAGACAUUAGCAAUCAAGGCCAUCUUGAUGGAUCCUGGUUUGGAGAGAAACAGUAA